GGAAGCUAUUCUGUACUGAAUCAGCAUGGGAUAGAGUGCCUAGAAGACGUUCAGACCAAGCACAGCUAGCGCGUCCCUGCUGGUUCUCCAUUCUGCAUCCGUGCAGCCACGUUCUAUUGAUGGCCUGUUGUGAUUUCAAUGGAACAUCAUGGGAUGUACCUGGCACGUCGGGCAGCACUGGAUGGAGGUGCCUUUAGCCCAAUGUACCUGGCAUGGUGGUAAGGUGAAGGUGAAAGGAAGAGAAGGUGGAGAUGGAACUGCCAAAUCAUGCCAAACAACUGCUACUGCAGCUGAACCAGCAACGAGCCAAAGGUUUCCUCUGUGAUGUGAUCAUUGUGGUAGAAAAUGCCCUGUUUCGUGCCCAUAAGAACAUCCUGGCAGCCAGCAGCAUGUAUUUCAAAUCCCUUGUCCUGCAUGACAACCUGAUUAACUUAGACACGGACAUGGUGAACCCCACCGUGUUCCGGCAGAUCUUGGACUUUAUUUAUACUGGUAAGCUCUUAACGACUGACCAGCCCGGUGAACAGAACUUUAAUGCUCUCCUCACCGCAGCAAGCUACCUCCAACUGCACGACCUGGCAGCUCUCUGCAGAAAGAAGCUGAAGCGGAAUGGCAAGUCCUUUGCUAGCAAGGCCGGUGGCCUUGGUGUUGGGAGAUCUGCCAGGAGUCAGAGACUUUCCACUGCUUCGGUCAUCCAAGCUCGCUAUUCAGGGUCAAAUGAGGGGUUGAAGGGCUCGCACUCAAAGGAGCUGUCAAAGGGAAAGCUCUCCGAUGACGAGGUCUUCAUCAGCAGCUCCAACCAAGAGAACUGUCACUCCUUAAGCAGGGGAGCCAGUAAGAAUGGCGGUGGGGGCAGCAGUGCGAAUGGGAGCACCGGCGACCAGGAGCUAGGCCUCGACCUGUCCAAAAAAAGCCCAUCACUCCCUGUUGCAGCCUCCCACGAUGACACGCAGCACAGUGAAAGCCAGCAUGGCUCUCCCCAAUCUGCCUCAGCCCCCGCAGCCAACAGUGCCUCAUCGUUCGACGAGUCUGGAGUCGGAGCCCCUCACAGCAUGGCGGACAGCAGCGACCCCAUGGAGAUGGAUCUGAGCGAAGAGUGCCACCACUCAUUGACGGAGAGCAGCCAGCGCAAGGGCCUCCGGCACUCAUCCCGCAAGAAGGAGUGGAUCAAGAAAGACAAUGCCUUUGACCGAAAGGAGGGGGGCAAAGACAGGGACGAGAGUGAAGGGCUGCCCAACGGUAUCCUGCUGGGGCCCUUAUCCAAGUCCGUGGAGCGGAGUCUGGCUGGGGCCUACGGUGCAGACCUACCCUACCCAUGUAAGGAAGAGGUGGAAAAUGGUAAGGAGAACAGUGACGACAGCGGCCAGAGCGAGAGUGAGAGUGGCGGGCAUACUAGUGCCAAUUAUGUCUACCGGCAGGAGGGGUUUGAGCCAGUGGCCUACGGUGACAACCUGUAUGUCUGUAUCCCCUGCGGCAAAGGCUUCCCCAGCUCCGAGCAGCUCAAUGCCCAUGUGGAGACGCACACCGAGGAAGACCUUUACAUCAAGGAGGAAGGCACGUACGGCGGCAAGGAUGAAGCCGAGGAUUUGUCCAAUCCCAACCAGUCCUACGCCGCAGAGUCCCGGCCCUUCAAGUGUUCAGUGUGUGAGAAGAGCUACAAGGAUCCAGCCACGCUGCGGCAGCAUGAGAAGACUCACUGGCUGACGCGGCCCUUCCCUUGCAACAUCUGCGGCAAGAUGUUCACGCAGCGGGGCACCAUGACACGGCACAUGCGCAGCCACUUAGGGCUCAAGCCCUUUGCUUGCGAGGAAUGCGGGAUGCGCUUUACCCGGCAGUACCGACUGACAGAGCAUAUGCGUGUCCACUCAGGAGAAAAACCUUACGAAUGUCAACUGUGUGGUGGGAAAUUUACCCAGCAGCGCAAUCUGAUCAGCCACCUGCGAAUGCAUACCUCUCCCACAUAAGCCAAAGACUCCAGAAUGAGCUUCGAGCCCAUCCGCAGUGAUUUACCUUUCUGUAGACUUGCUGCUUAAAAAAAAA
Molecule: messenger RNA, 2040 nt
Organism: Aptenodytes forsteri (emperor penguin)
Lineage: Eukaryota; Metazoa; Chordata; Aves; Sphenisciformes; Spheniscidae
Gene: HIC2
Product: HIC ZBTB transcriptional repressor 2
Exons: 3
Coding region: 252-1964 (570 amino acids)
Biological process (GO): regulation of transcription by RNA polymerase II
Cellular component (GO): nucleus
Molecular function (GO): RNA polymerase II cis-regulatory region sequence-specific DNA binding; DNA-binding transcription factor activity, RNA polymerase II-specific; protein binding
Source: RefSeq, a predicted model, not a curated record